UGUUGGCAACGGUUUACGGUUACAUUGAGUCUAGACCAAACAAAUAUAAAAAAUUUAAAGAUAUAAUAAUUAAUCACAAUGCUGUAUUUAUCCAGAACUUAUAGUACUUUCAUGGUGAUUCUACAUUUUGUACUAACGACGUCCGCCUCCCAGCCACCCGAUCACGUCGUGAGCUAUGUAAACCAAAAGCGUCGUGGAGAAUUCCGUGAGGAAUUCGAUUUCGAACGCAAUGAAGCUGAGACCACAAAUUCUGUGCAUUUACAACAGCUCUUUGGUAGUUUGCUUCAGCUGCCAGGACCGGGAAAUAAGACUAUAGAAAUAUCUUUGGAUACCGAUGAUGAGCCCAUAAGCGAACGCAAUACCCUGGAUGAUGAUUUAAUGGAGCCAGCUAGUGAGCAGCAUGAAGGCUCUACGGAAACCCCAGACACCUAUCAUCGUAUUAAAUUAAACAUUCCAGUUCUUGAGCCAGUGAAACAUUUGGUGAAUGCUGUAGGCGGCGGUGGGGUUAAUGACACCCAUGUGCGUGCCAAUACUCAUCGUUUGGUGGGGCAUCGAGGAGUUCAUGAUCCGUCUCCACAUAAUUCCUCCUCUGCCAUUGAGACUGAAGAAGAUAGAGAAACAGCCUUGGAUAGUACUGGUCUAGAUGUACUCGAAACUUUGGGAUCAGCUGGCACCUUACUUUGGGGCAUGUUGCAGAACCUGCGGAGAUUAUUUGCGGCCAGUGCGGGAAAUGCUAGUUCCGCAUUCUCUGGAGGCGGCGGCGGCGGUGGUGCUGGUGGUGCUGGUUCCAAGUAGUGUCCAUUUGAUAUGAUUGGUGCUCAUGGGUUUGUGUUCUGUGAUUAAUAUUAGCUAUUAGUUAAUGCUUUUUUUAAAAAGAUCUAAUAAUCAAAUAAAUUCUUACUAUUCGGUAA
This is a messenger RNA of Drosophila willistoni, 911 nucleotides long. RefSeq lists its product as uncharacterized. NCBI's taxonomy places the organism in Eukaryota, Metazoa, Arthropoda, Insecta, Diptera, Drosophilidae. The record is from RefSeq and is a predicted model, not a curated record. Bases 79 to 795 code for a protein of 238 amino acids. The transcript is spliced from 2 exons.